This is a messenger RNA of Peromyscus californicus insignis, 5630 nucleotides long. It is a transcript of the gene Arhgef5, whose product is annotated as Rho guanine nucleotide exchange factor 5. Gene Ontology annotation, cellular component: cytoplasm; nucleus. The transcript is spliced from 15 exons. The coding region runs from base 116 to 5098 and encodes 1660 amino acids. The record is from RefSeq and is a predicted model, not a curated record. Lineage: Eukaryota; Metazoa; Chordata; Mammalia; Rodentia; Cricetidae. Gene Ontology annotation, biological process: activation of GTPase activity; intracellular signal transduction. Gene Ontology annotation, molecular function: protein binding; guanyl-nucleotide exchange factor activity.
GGUGGGGCGCCGGGGCGGCCUGGCCUGGCUGGGGACCGCGGCGGGCGCCCGGACCUGGAGGGGACUCUCGGGCCGGUCCCGGGCAGCAUGUGACUCCGACCAGGAUUCAGCCCUGAUGGAGGCUGAGCAGCCUGAACAUGGAGCACCUGCACCCAUCCCUGACACAGAGGAAUCGAAAGCUAUCCCUGAAGCUAUCAUGAGGAGCAGUCAGAUCCCUGCCCUUGAGCCUGAAGCUCAAGAAGGCCAAGACCCAUCCUACAAGUGGGCAGAUGGACACAGACCCCUGAUGGGCCAGCCACAGGAGUUAAGGGACAUGAGUGACCACACACCUGAUAGUAUGGGAUUUUUCUUAAAGGAAGUUUCUUCAGUUGUGGAGACCAACCAGGAAAUCCUUGUGGCUGAGGCCUUCCACACUCCAGACCCACUGGAAGCAGUAUCCCAGACCCUUAAAGACAGUCUAUCAAGAACAAUAGCUGUCCCUGAGCUCUUGGCCUGUGCUGUUGGGGAGGAGUGGCUAGACAAAUCCAGCAAACUAGACAGCACAGUGGAGCUAGAAUUGCAGCCAGAACUCAUGUCUUUGACAUUGGCUAUUAGCAAAGCAAAAGAAGAGAAAGAAACCUCUCCAGACCCUUCGAACCCUAGAGGAUUUUGGCCUCCCUGCAAAAAGCACCCUGGUGAGACAGACCAGUCUGAGGGCCAUGGAAGUGGACUGGUCAGGCAGUGGAAACAGCUGCAGAUGGAGGCCACACAAGAAGAGCAAGGUCAAGAAGGCCUCCUCCAACCUCAGGAGGCCCAGGGACUCGAGGGGCAGGCAGUCAAAAUUCAGGAGGAAGGAACUCUGAGGGGAGACAUUUGUUCUGAUGGGCUUCCGGGGGAUUGGGAAGAUGAGGAAGAGGAGGUUAGUGGCAGUGAGGAAGAACAGGAACGAGUCCAAAACCAUACAAUGCUCGGAGGACAGAGGGGCAGUAAGGGACUCAGUGGGGAAUUGGAGGCUCUGGAUUACAGUGAGUGGGGUCAAGAGGACAGGGAUAGUUGGGUUCAGGGUCAGAGAGAUUCAGAAGAGGAGGGAUGGGACAGGGAAUUAAGAGAGGUGGAAGAGAAGAGGGCAGACUCUCAGUAUACAGAGAAUCAAAGGUUAGUAGGGAAAUCAGAGAAUGUGAGUGGAAAACAGGGAGAUAUUGAUGAAACCCAAAAAGUGAUGCCAGGAGAGGGCCAGGAGGAGGCUGAGGGCCAGGAGGAGGCUGAGGGCCAGGAGGAGGCUGAGGGCCAGGAGGAGGCUGAGGGCCAGGAGGAGGCUGAGGGCCAGGAGGAGGCUGAGGGCCAGGAGGAGGCUGAGGGCCAGGAGGAGGCUGAGGACCAGGAGGAGGCUGAGGACCAGGAGGAGGCCGAGGGCCAGGAGGAGGUUGUAGACUCAGGAGAGGGGGAGCGAGGGAAUGGGGAAGGGGGUGGACAGGCAGCCGUGGAAGGGAAGAGAACAGACGAGAACAACAAGUAUUGUCCUCCAGUGGAUCUCAUAGCUCCUGAGGCUCUCUCUUCAGGAGCAUUGUUUCCAGACAUCUCUUGCUCUGUGGCCGAUAUUCCUGGGGCUCAGAGGGAACCUGUUCCCAAGGAGCAGAUCCCCCAAGCUCUGACUCCUGCACAGGAACCAAUAGAAUGGUCUCGCCAACCCAUUUCUCCACCUGCCUCUUUUGCUACUGAAGAACCCCCUGAUGAUAGGACUCACAACCGCCAGCAAGGAGGAUUCAGACUGAAGAAAGGGACAGCGUCCCUCCAGGGGACCGAGGUUGUCUCUGCUAGUGUAUCUAUGACUCCAUCAAGGACACCGAAUUCAGCUCCUUUCAGUCCCACUGAAGUCUUCCCCAUCACUGCCACCCUGUCACCUGUUAGCCCUCCAGUUGUCCUUCCUCAGAAGGACGCCCUAGCAGCCUCUCUCUCGACUGACACUCCACCUCAUUGUGGGGCACUUGAGGCUCCUCCGAUACCUGCAAAAACUCGCAAGGACCCAUGUGCCACCCCUGACAAGGCCAACGCUCAUAGCCCUCUGGCCAGCUACACUGGAGCCACCCAGCAUCUAAGAAGUAACUCGUUCCCAGGCUCUCACAGGACAGAACAGACUCCAGACUCCGUGGGAAAGUCUUUUUCUUUCUCUCAUUCGGAAUUACCACAGAGGCCCCCCAAACCUGCCAUCUAUGGCUCUCUGAUCCCACGAAGAGACAGAAGAAGUAGGGACGGCAUCGUCUUCUCAGAGUCCUCUGCUGCUUUCUUUGCUUUGAGACAGGACUCCGAAGGAUUCACUUCAAAUCCAGAGAGGCCCGGCGAGCCUCAUGGUAGUCCGCUGUGGGGCUCCUCACAGAACUCAGCCUUUGCCGUAGGUUCUCCUGGGAAUGUUUCUUCUCUAGCCACUGUCUCCAUGGAUAUGAGGAAACACGAAGCCUUGCCCCCUCCUCCCCCAGAAAAGAGACAUAGCUGCAGUUCCGUGGUGGAGAGAGAUGGCCAUCUUCAUGUAGUAGCCCCCACAGUGAAGCGAUAUAGUCAUCCUCCUCCAUUGGCCCUAAGUUCAGGGCUACCUGGAUCUCCUAAAGACUCAUUUUCGCUAGUUCCUGACUCUGUUGUGGCAAGGCAGCACCGCCCUCUGCCAGCCACCCCAGAAAACCCCCACCAUACUCAGACCUCCAUGUCCUCCAGGCUGAGAUACAACAAACCAUUACCCCCAACUCCCGAUGUGCCUGACCUCUGCCAUUCUCCCCUCUCUCCCUCUAGUGUACCAAAGAUGUACAGGCCUCUACCCCCAGUCCCUCCACCCGCAGUCCCUCCAUCCCAAGUCUCUCCAUCCCAAGUCCCUCCACCCCAAGUCCCUUCCUCUGAACCACCCCCAUUACCACCAAAAUCCAGGGAGAGAAGCAGGAGUAUCCAGGGGGGAGUUAUACAUUCAGGGGGUCAAGCCAAACCAAGACCCACUGGCCAAGACUGGACAGUCUCCACACUCUCUGUUGGACGGACCUCUUGGCCCCCGGCUACAGGCAGAUCAACAGAAUCGUUGGUUCCCACCAGUGGGAAUGUUAGUGAAGUGUCCCCUGGCCUGGCUUUCAGCAACAUGAUAAACCUCCUAAAUCCCUCUUCCCCUACCACUCCCUGUAUCCCGGAACUUCAGAGACGUACCAAUAAGGAUGAGUCGGAGCUCACCGAAGAGUCUGAGCCCCCAGUGAGAGGAUCAUUUAAAAGAUCAGUCCCUCAGGAGGGAUGUAAUGACACACGGAGGUCAGCUUUGGGACCAAAAAAGCAGUCAGAAAAACCCAUCCACCAGCAACUGGAGAAGGCAUGCAGCUGGCCCCACAGGCAGGACCCAGCGAGAACAGAGAGUGGCAGUGAACAGGCUGGGGGCCAGGCCUCCAACAAGCACAAGGGCUGGAACCGGCAAGGCCUGCGGAGACCUUCUCUGUUGCCCGAGAGCUCUGCAGAUUUAAGAAAUCCAAGCACGGGAAGACCUCCUGGCUCUUCAGAUGCUGUGGUUUUCCGGGAGAAGAAACCGAAGGAGGGGAGAGGGGGCUUUUCAAGACGCUGCUCCAAGCUCAUCAACUCCUCCCAGCUACUUUAUCAGGAGUACAGUGAUGUUGUUCUGAACAAGGAGAUUCAGAGCCAGCAGCGGCUGAACAGCCUAGCGGAGGCACCUGGACUCUCUUCCCCUCGGCAUCGUCGAAAGGCAAUGGUGUCUUCAGACUCCUACCUACAGCGCCUCUCCAUGGCCUCCAGUGGCUCCCUCUGGCAGGAAAUCCCUAUGGUGCGCAACAGCACAGUGCUGCUCUCCAUGACCCAUGAAGAUCAAAAACUGCAAGAGGCCAAAUUUGAGCUGAUCGUGUCAGAGGCGUCUUACCUUCGAAGUCUAAACAUAGCUGUGGAUCAUUUCCAACAUUCAGCUCAACUUCGCGCCACACUGUCCACCCAGGAUCACCAGUGGCUCUUCUCCCGUCUACAGGAUGUGCGAGAUGUCAGCACCACGUUCCUUUCCGACCUAGAAGAGAACUUCGAGAACAACAUCUUCUCCUUCCAAGUGUGUGAUGUUGUCUUGAAUCAUGCCCCAGAGUUCCGCCGAGUCUACCUGCCUUAUGUCACCAACCAGACCUAUCAGGAACGCACCUUCCAAAGCCUAAUGAAUAGCAACAGCAGUUUCCGAGAGGUCUUGGAGAAGCUGGAGAGUGACCCCAUCUGCCAACGCCUGUCUCUCAAGUCCUUUCUGAUACUGCCCUUCCAGCGUAUCACCCGUCUUAAGUUGCUACUCCAGAACAUUCUGAAGAGAACCCAGCCUGGCUCCUCAGAAGAGGCAGAGGCCACAAAGGCACACCAUGCCCUGGAGAAGCUGAUCCGAGACUGCAACAACAACGUGCAGAGGAUGCGGCGGACAGAGGAGCUCAUCUACCUGAGCCAGAAGAUUGAGUUUGAGUGCAAAAUUUUCCCGCUUAUUUCCCAAUCUCGAUGGCUGGUGAAGAGUGGGGAGCUGACAGCCCUUGAGUUCAGUGCUUCCCCAGGGCUGAGGAGGAAACUGACCACUCGUCCUGUCCAUCUGCAUCUCUUCAAUGACUGUCUAUUGCUGUCCCGACCCCGAGAGGGCAGCCGGUUCCUGGUAUUUGACCAUGCUCCAUUCUCCUCCAUUCGAGGGGAAAAGUGUGAAAUGAAGCUGCAUGGACCUCACAAGAACCUCUUCCGUCUGUUCCUGCUGCACAACACACAGGGCACCCAAGCAGAGUUCCUCUUCCGCACUGAGACUCAAAGUGAAAAGCUUCGAUGGAUCUCAGCCUUGGCCAUGCCCAGAGAGGAGUUGGACCUGCUUGAGUGCUACGAUUCCCCACAGGUUCAGUGUCUCCGCGCCUACAAGCCCCGAGAGAAUGAUGAGUUGGCACUAGAGAAGGCGGAUGUGGUGAUGGUGACUCAGCAGAGCAGCGAUGGCUGGCUGGAGGGUGUGAGACUCUCAGAUGGGGAGCAAGGCUGGUUCCCCGUCCAACAAGUAGAGUUUAUUUCCAACUCAGAAGUCCGUGCACAGAACCUCAAAGAGGCCCAUCGAGUUAAGACUGCCAAACUGCAGCUGGUACAACAGCAAGUCUAACUGUUCUUGGGAAAGAGUCUUCUAAGAUCAUGAACAAGCAUUCCUGGAAAUGGCUGGCCCCAGGGACCUGCUACGGAGGCUGACCAGGAACUCUGCCUUCUGAAAGCCCAAGGACUGACUCAGUCCCUUGCUCUAGUACUUCUUUCAUUUUGUGCUUGGUGGGGAAUAUUGAGUGACUUCACACUGGAUUCUGGGAUCCUUUUUUUGAAGGAAAAGGGACUGUGGGGCCUGAGCCUAGGUGGUGUACUUCCCACUACCAGAUGGCGCUUGUACGUCAUCUGCUGCUACAGUGCAGAUUCAGAGCUGGCCAGAUGUGAGGUUGUGGACAUAUGUUACCAGAUGGACCUCAGCCCACUGGAGAGUGGGGUUGAAUGGGAAUAGCACAUCAGGUGGGGAGGUGGACCUGCUGACCUCUAGGGUGUCUUCGGAUCUAGAGAUUCUCCUCAGUGCAUGCGCCCCUGAGGUCUUUGUUUCUUGGUGGCAAUGUGAGGGUGGCAUUCUCUCACUCUAAUAAACUUGGCACUUCUCUGAG